This is a messenger RNA of Girardinichthys multiradiatus, 4765 nucleotides long. RefSeq names its product importin 11 (gene ipo11). Gene Ontology annotation, cellular component: cytosol; nuclear envelope. The record is from RefSeq and is a predicted model, not a curated record. NCBI's taxonomy places the organism in Eukaryota, Metazoa, Chordata, Actinopteri, Cyprinodontiformes, Goodeidae. The transcript has 30 exons. Gene Ontology annotation, biological process: protein import into nucleus. The coding region runs from base 161 to 3088 and encodes 975 amino acids. Gene Ontology annotation, molecular function: small GTPase binding.
ACAUCAUCAGCAUGCGCCAGCUGCGCAAGCCGUGCCAUUCCAACCAGCGUGUGUUUUCCAUCGCUCCUUACAUUGAAACAACUGGCAGAGCUUCUACGGCCGCCACUGUUACAACAACACUUUAAUUUUUCUCUCAACAUUUUUCGAGAUAUAUCCAGCUAUGGAUAUGGACAGUGCCAGUUCAGUGGUGCUGCAGGCCUUAACCCAAGCUACCAGCCAGGACACAGCUGUGCUGAAGCCUGCAGAGGAGCAGCUUCGGCAGUGGGAGACGCAGCCAGGCUUCUAUUCAGUCCUUCUGAAUAUUUUUAAUAAUCACACGCUGGAUGUGAACGUGAGAUGGCUUGCUGUUCUUUACUUCAAAAAUGGCAUUGACAGAUACUGGAGAAGAGUGGCCCCUCAUGCAUUAUCAGAAGAGGAGAAGACCUCUUUGCGUGCUGGUCUUAUCACAAACUUCAACGAGCCCAUCAAUCAGAUAGCAACCCAGAUCGCAGUACUGAUAGCCAAGGUGGCCCGGCUUGAUUGCCCGAGGCAAUGGCCGGAGCUCAUUCCAAUUCUGCUCGAAUCCGUGAAGGGUCACGAUGGGCUGCUGCAGCACAGAGCACUACUAACCUUCUAUCAUGUCACCAAAACACUGGCAUCCAAACGUCUGGCGCAGGACAGGCGUCUUUUUCAGGAUCUGGCGUCGGGCAUCUAUAGCUUUGCGUGUUCCUUGUGGAGUCAUCACACCGACUGCUUCCUGCAGCAAGUAUGUGCCAGAGAUGAGGCUGCAGCGCUCAACUCCUUGGAGAGGACUCUGCUCUCUCUUAAAGUGCUUCGCAAAUUGACAGUCCAUGGAUUUCAAGAUCCCCAACAGAAUAUGGAAGUAAUGGGUUUCCUGAAUGCAGUGUUUGAAAGGCUGAAACAGUUCUUGGAAUGCUGUCGGCAGGUUGGUUCAGAGAGCCCAUGCAGAGAAAAGCUGGAAAAGACGAUAAUACUGUACACUAAAGUUUUGUUAGAUUUCCUGGAGUGCCAUCCGUGUGCGUUCAUUCCCCUAAUACAGCGGUCCCUGGAGUUUGCCGUUACCUACGUGUUCACACCUGCCGGAAAGGGAGUGACCUUUGAGCGUUUCAUUGUUCAGUGCAUGAACCUCAUCAAGAUGAUUGUAAAGAACGAUACAUACAAACCUAGCAAGAACAGCGACGAGAGUAAAGCAGAAAGUCUAGAGGCUCACAAAAUCAAGACAGCCUUCUUCACUCACCCCACGCUGACAGAGAUCGGGCGCCGGCUCGUCUCACACUACUUUCUCCUCACAGAAGAAGAACUGACGAUGUGGGAGGAGGACCCUGAGAGCUUCGCUGUUGAAGAAACAGGUGGUGACUCUUGGAAGUACAGUCUACGGCCGUGUACAGAGGUCUUGUUCCUGGACAUCUUCCACAACUACAGCCAGACCUUGACACCAGUACUCCUGGACAUGGUUCAGAAUCUGCAGGGCCCAACCAAUGCGGAGGACCCUGUUCAGUUGCUAAUGAAAGAUGCAGUUUAUAAUGCAGUGGGGCUGGCAGCGUAUGAACUGUUUGACAAUGUGGACUUUGACCAGUGGUUCAAGAAUCAGCUUCUUGGAGAGCUGCAAGUCAGCCAUCAUAGGUACAAGCUGAUACGAAGACGAGUCAUCUGGCUAAUAGGACAGUGGAUCCCCGUCAAAUUCAAAUCCGAUCUUCGGCCUUUGCUCUACGAGGUGAUCUUGACCCUCAUGCAGGAUCCCGACCUGGUGGUGCGGAUUGAAACGGCUACAACACUAAAGCUGACUGUUGAUGACUUUGAGUUCCGGACAGAACAAUUUCUCCCUUACCUGGAGUCCAUCUUUGGGCUGCUCUUCCAGCUGUUGCAGCAAGUGACAGAAUGUGACACUAAGAUGCAGGUUCUCCAUGUCAUUUCCUGCGUCGUAGAGAGAGUAAACACCCAGAUCCGACCAUACGUAGGCUGUUUGGUUCAGUACCUGCCCCUGCUCUGGAAACAGUCUGAGGAACACAACAUGCUUCGAUGUGCCAUACUCACUACGCUUAUCCACCUGGUGCAGGGCCUUGGGGCAGAGAGUAAGAACCUUUACCCUUUCCUUCUUCCUGUCAUCCAGCUGAGCACCGACGUUUCUCAGCCACCACACGUCUAUUUGCUAGAAGACGGACUGGAGCUUUGGUUGGUGACGUUGGAGAACAGCCCAGCCAUCACCCCGGAGCUGCUCAGAAUCUUCCAGAACAUGUCAGCUUUGCUGGAGAUGAGCUCCGAGAAUCUCCGUACCUGUUUUCAGAUUAUUAAUGCCUACCUGUACUUGUCUGCCAUUGAGUUCCUGCAGAAUUAUGGAGAAUCCUUGUGCAGAUCCUUUUGUGAUCUUCUAAAGGACAUUACAAAUGAGGGACAAGUCCAAGUACUCAAGGUGGUUGAAAUAGCUUUAAAGGUUAGCCCCAUACUGGGAGCCCACAUGUUCCAGCCCCUGCUGCCAGCUGUCUUUAGAGGUGUCGUGGACGGGGAGCGUUAUCCUGUGGUGAUGUCCACCUACCUUGGCAUCAUGGGUCGUGUGCUGCUCCAGAACUUUAGCUUCUUCUCCUCUUUGCUCUCACAAAUGGCCUCUGAAUGCAACCAGGAGAUGGACCAGUUGUUGGGGAGUGUGAUCGAGAUGUGGGUGGACCGCAUGGACAACAUCACUCAACCUGAGAGGAGGAAAUUGUCAUCUUUGGCUCUGCUCUCUCUUCUUCCAUCUGACAACAAUGUGAUCCAAGACAAAUUCUGUGGCAUCAUCAACAUUUCUGUGGAAGCAUUGCAUGAUGUGAUGACAGAGGACCCGGAAACUGGGACCUUCAAAGACUGCAUGCUGAUGAUCCAUUUUGAAGAGCCCAAGCUAAGUGACGAAGAGGAGCCUCCAACCGAGCAGGAUAAGAGGAAGAAGCUUUUGGCCCUAGAGGACCCGGUCCACAGCGUGUCUCUCCAGCAGUUUGUCUAUGAAAAACUGAAGGCACAGCAAGCCCUGAUGGGGGACCAGAGCUUCGGGGUCCUGAUGGAGACUGUGGAUACGGAGCUCGUCAGGCAGCUCCAGGAAUUUCUGCAAGCCCUCUGAAUAUAGCAUAUAGUCCUUCACUUCAUUUCACCAGUGCUAUGCUCCACCAUUUAAAAAAAAAAAAAAAAAGAAAAAGCAUACUAAAAAAAGGCUAAAGAUCUACCUGACAUGUGAACUCCCGAUUCAGACCUUCCCAACUUCUACCCAGGCUUACCUUUAUUCAGUCCUAGCCUUGUCAACCACUUUGUUUCUUUCGAUGUUAUUCGUGGGUGCCUACAUAUGCUUAAAGACGUUUAAAGCACCCACAUGUAGACAUCACUACACCAGAGCUUCCAUUUAAUUCUUCUAGUUUCUUAACUUUGGAACAGUUUGACUUGAGAUUGGUUAAAAGUUAUGAUUGAUGUUAAUAUUGGAGUUGUUGAGUAAAAAUACAAAGCUCAGCUGCAGGAACCAGGGAAGAAGCCUCGGACUGUUUUUCAUUGGGGGGAAAAACAUAGAGAUUGUAGCAGAAAUGUGUGAAAAAAAACAAAAACCUGAAGGACGUAAAACAGUGUUUACAGAAUAUAUUCUUAAAAGACAAAAAAGAAGUGUAAUUUUGUAUGUAAAGUAUGAAUGAUAACUUGCAUGAUGUUUUUGUAUUUUUUAUUUUGACAUAGGUCAGCUUGAAGUUACUACUGAGCGAUUGUUUUACUUUUACUUUUUUGUUGAUGCAAAAGUUUUGAAGUCAUUCUGUUGAUUCAUAAAUGAGCUGAACCACAUUUAUAUGUACAUACUUCCUGCUGCUAAUAGAUGGUGUGUCAGAGCACUUUAAUAACCAAAAACUGUUUUACAUUUCUUUUUUUUUCCAUCUUCAACAUAAUCUUUGGGGGUCUCAGAGGAAAAACAUAAAUUAAAGAAAUACAUUUUGAUUUUCUACAUCUUAGUGCAACUUAGCACAAGAUACAUUCUUCAUGGAAAUCUCAGAAGCUCUUAAGUCAUGUUUUCCAUUUCAUUUGAUUUGUCCAAUAAAUUCGCUUUUUAAUUGUUUGCUAAUAACAGAAAAAUGUCCUUCUGGUCCUGCUGCCAUGAUAUUUUUUAGAGCUGUCUUAAUUAGAAAUGAAGCUUUGAUAAAUGUGAUCUGAAAGGAGAACAGUUUGCUUUUGUUUGAGAUUUUCUCAGUCUAAUUACGUAAGAGGUUUACACAAUAGGUGAUAAACAUUUAUAAAUUACUUGACAGAUUUGAGUACCUUGUUCAGUUUAAAUUGAGGCAGUUUCAAUGUGAAUUAAAGUUAAAGCUCAGACAAAUAACUUUGUUGUAAAUUAGAAGUCAUAAAAGAGAAAAACUCCAGUGUGAAAAACAUGUGAACUUUGGCUCUGAUUUAGUAUUGAUUCUUUUGGGAUGAAUGGAGCAAAGAAGUACCCUGAUUACAUUCAAUUAGUAAACCUCAAAGGGAAGAUGAUGAUCCUGACUGUAUCUUCUUUGACAUUGUGUCCGAGUUACAGCCUUAUGCAUACAGCCUGAUCUGUUCUUGGAACCUGAAAGCCCCCUUUUUUACUUGUCUGUUCAGUUCUUAACUAGUUUAGCAGUAGAGAAUUUCUUCACCUUUUUUUUACCAUUUUAUUUUAGUACUAAAUAGGUUUUGAACAUUACAUACACAGUUGAGGGUACAUUUGGUUUUGUUUUGCCAGAAAUAAUCCAUAUUUUUCCUUUCUUAAGCCUUCAAUAAAAUGUAAGUAAUCUGCCAAAGCAGCUAUCAA